Cadophora gregata is the source of this 228-nucleotide messenger RNA. RefSeq lists its product as uncharacterized. Bases 1 to 228 code for a protein of 75 amino acids. NCBI's taxonomy places the organism in Eukaryota, Fungi, Ascomycota, Leotiomycetes, Helotiales, Ploettnerulaceae. The transcript has 2 exons. Gene Ontology annotation, cellular component: cytosol. The record is from RefSeq and is a predicted model, not a curated record. Gene Ontology annotation, molecular function: oxidoreductase activity.
AUGGAAGUUGCGCCUGGGCAGGUCGAGACGGAGUUCUCGAUUGUGAGUUUUGGGGGUGAUAAGAAAGCUGCAGCGAAGGUGUAUGAGGGCUGUGAACCAUUGACGGCAGAGGAUGUUGCCGAAGUUAUUGUUUUUCAGGCGAGUAGGAGGGAGAAUGUCGUUGUGGCUGAUGUGCUGUUGUUUCCUAGUCAUCAGGCUAGCGCGACUGUUCUGCAUCGAGAAAAUUGA